AUGAAAAGAAUUGAAUGUAAUGAACCAGAAGAUUUACAAGAGUGGUAUAGUAAAACUGAACCUAAGAUUGAUAAGUAUAUAGAAUUAAGUAAUCAAAAAAAGUUAUUACAAAAUUUAAAUAAGAGUAUUAAUCAAAUUAACCAAAUGACCGAUUCAUUAUCAAAUGCAUUAGCAGAUACAAUUAAUAUUUUUGAUCAAUUAACACAAAUAAAUCCAGAAGGAUUUAUUAGUGAUAUAACUCGUAAUGCAAAUAAUAAAUUAAAAGCAUUUAAAGGAACUUUAAUGGAUGUUUGUUGUACUUUUACAAAUGCAACUGAAUUAUUAAAAGUUGCAGAAAAAAGUAUAUUUCCAUUAAUCAGUCAAAUUAAAAAAACAAUGAUUGAUUGUGGAACAAAAAAGAAUAUUGAUGCAUGUGCUUUAUGUAGUAUACAAGCUUAUGAAUUUAUGGAAACUACUCUUAUUGAUAUUUAUUCAAUAUCAAUUAAUAUUUCAAUUGAUUUAAAUAGAUUAACUGCAAUUGAAAAAUAUACGGUUGAAGAAUUACGCUCAAUGAAAGAAUUUACUGUUCCUCAAUUAACGUAUGACCUUAAAAAUAAAAUUAAACAUGCAACUAUUCCUAUCUCAAAUCAAUCAUUACAAACAUUAAUAGAACAUGAAGGAUUAUCUUUAUAUGAAUUACCAUUUCAAAUACAUAAAAUCUUUUAUUUUCUUUAUACAGUUGGUUAUUCUUCAACUGGAAUAUUUAGACUUGCAGGAAGAGCUGAUACUGUAGCACUUUAUGCAAAAUAUCCUUUAUUAAUUGAAUAUGAAGAAAAGAAUAGUAUUGUUAUUGCAGCUACAUUAAAGAAAUUUAUGAGAGAUCUUCCAGAACCAAUAUUUCCAUCAUCUGCAUAUAAAGAAAUAAUUGAAGCAACCCGUGAAUAUGACCAACAAAUGGUUGAUAAUAUACAAACAUUAAAACCAGUUUAUAUUCAAAUGAAUGAAAAUCCUCAUAUUAAUAUAAUGCAAGAAGAAUCUACUCCAUUAAUGAUUUAUUUAUGUAAAUUGAAAAAGAUAUUAAGUGAACUUCCUAUUGCAUCAACUGUUCUUCAUUAUUUUAUUGAAUUAGCAGUUAAAAUUGCUAAUGGACCAAGUUUAAUGACACCUAAUAAUUUAGCAAUUUGUUUAGCUCCUUGUAUUCUUUAUGAUUCUAAAGCAGAUAUUACAGAAACAGGGUAUUGUACAAUGGCUAUACAAACUCUUAUUGAACAUUUUAAAUAUGUUUUUAAUACUCAAAAAGUUAUUUAUACUAUGUCACAUAAAAAUAAUGUAAAUUCAAUGAAAAAAAGAAGAGCUACAUUAAUUUCUGGUAAAGAAAAACAUGAAUUUAUUGAAACUCUUGGUUCUAUUAAAACAAUUUCUCCUCCUGUUGAAAUAAUUGUAAAUGAUACUUCCUCUAGAAUAAAUCAACCAAAAAUUAAAUCUGAUAUUUCUUUAAAUAUUCCACCACCACCUCCUCGUCCACAACAACUUGUAAAUAAAGUUUAUGCAAAUUCUUCAUCAAAGAAAAUACAUAAAAAGAAAAUUAUAAAUCUUUCAACAACUACAGAUGAUAUUUUAGGUAAUGAAAUAAAAAGAAAACCUUUAGUACCAUCAAAAUCUCCUAAAGCCAAAACUAUGAAAGAACAACCUGCAUUAACUAAAUCCUGUCCUACAGGAGAAUGGAAUUCAUUAAUUGAAGAAAUGGCUUUAAAGAGAAAACAAAUGAUAGAACGAAAACAGAAUGAAGUAAGUUUGUUAUCUUUUUAA
Molecule: messenger RNA, 1788 nt
Organism: Entamoeba histolytica HM-1:IMSS
Lineage: Eukaryota; Evosea; Mastigamoebida; Endamoebidae
Product: RhoGAP domain containing protein
Exons: 2
Coding region: 1-1788 (595 amino acids)
Biological process (GO): signal transduction
Molecular function (GO): GTPase activator activity
Source: RefSeq, a predicted model, not a curated record